AUGGAGAGAUUGAAGAGCAGCCUAGAUCAAACUGAACAAAAAGACACGUACAAGAUAGCUUAUAUGAUUCAUUUCCUACUAGGUGCAGGCAAUUUGCUUCCAUGGAACACAUUAAUCACAGUUAUAGAUUAUUUUGGUUAUCUUUACCCCGAAAAACACGUAGAGAAAGUGUUUUCAGUAGCUUAUAUGAGUUCUUCGCUAUUAGUUCUAGUUGUGAUGAUAACAUGGAAUGAUUUGAGUAGAAAAGUUUCUUUUAGAGUUAAGAUGAACUUUGGAUUUACCAUGUUUGUUAUUUCUCUAAUGGUAAUUAUGAUAACCGACUGGGCUGGGAACAUAAGCAUGUUUUAUGUGGUGGUUGCAUUGGUUGUGAUUUGCGGUUUAGCUGAUGGGUUGAUAGGAGGAAGCCUAAUAGGGUCUGCAGGGAAGUUGCCAAAACAGUACAUGCAAGCCGUGUUUGCUGGAACAGCUUCAUCGGGGAUACUGGUUUCGCUCUUGCGAAUUAUAACAAAGGCCUCACUCCCACACGAUCUACAAGGCUUAAGAACAAGUUCCCAUUUCUAUUUCAUAGUCAGCAUAGCCAUUCUAAUGGUCUGCAUAGUUUGUUGUAAUCUAUUAUACAAGUUGCCAGUCAUGGAAUCACAUUACAAGCUACUCCAACAUGACCACCAAACCCCAACCACACGAUUACGAGAUGUUGCAAGAACAAUUCAGUGGCCUGCACUUGGAGUAUUCAUCAUAUAUACCGUAACACUAUCCAUUUUCCCUGGAUUUUUAGCAGAAAAUAUCAAGUCAAAGAUACUUAAAGAUUGGUACCCUAUAAUGUUGAUCACCACAUAUAACAUUGCAGAUUUUUUUGGUAAAUCUUUCAUUGUGAUUUAUACGUUAAAGAGUAUUAGUAAGGCUACUUGGGGCUGUGUAGCAAGGUUGCUGUUUUAUCCUCUAUUUACAGCCUGCCUCCAUGGACCUAAUUGGCUUAGAAGUGAGAAAUUUGUGGUAUUACUGACUUUUAUGCUGGGGUUCACCAACGGAUAUCUUACAAGUGUCAUUAUGAUUCAGGCUCCUAAGUCAGUGUCACCUUUGGAAGCAGAAAGGGCUGCAAUUGUGAUGGCUUUGUUCUUAGGGUUCGGGUUGGUUUCAGGAUCGGUUCUUGGUUGGUUCUGGAUUAUCUAGUUGCCUAAAUGUAUUGCAUCCUUCAUUAUGUUAAAACCUAUUCACUAGUUUGUUGAUCAGAAACUAUUUGCCCCCCCGCUAUAAGAAGUACAGCAUAAAAAGCAAUUAGCAACUUACACCACAAAUUUACCGUUAAAGUGGGAAAUGGGUCAAUUCGGGCUAUGCUUUGUAAUAUGUAUAAUGGUAAACCAAAGGUAAACUGGCUAAAAGCCGGUCAUAAAUUUGCUAAAGUUCUACUUCGUAUUAUUUGUGUAUGAAACUUCCUAAA
Messenger RNA from Erigeron canadensis, 1438 nucleotides. Its product is annotated as equilibrative nucleotide transporter 8-like. Gene Ontology annotation, biological process: nucleoside transmembrane transport. The transcript has 2 exons. Lineage: Eukaryota; Viridiplantae; Streptophyta; Magnoliopsida; Asterales; Asteraceae. Gene Ontology annotation, molecular function: nucleoside transmembrane transporter activity. Gene Ontology annotation, cellular component: plasma membrane. The record is from RefSeq and is a predicted model, not a curated record. The coding region runs from base 1 to 1170 and encodes 389 amino acids.